GUCAUCUAUGGCAUACACUGCAGCUAGCGCCGGUCCAUCGACGUCAGGUCCUACCGAUGCUUCACGCACAAUAGUUAUCGAGGACGCGCAACCUCGGCCAGAGGAUGGUGCGCGGGACGCUUCGAGCGUUGACGGCGAGGUCGUCGGCACACUUCGCCUGCGUGCUGCUGGACGACCUGAUAGGCCUCGGGUUGCGUGGGCGGAGGAGGUGGUUGACAACGAAGGGAUGGGGAAGAAGAAGUCAAAGAUAUGUUGCAUAUACCACAAACCAAGGAGGUUUGAUGAAUCGUCCUCCGAAGAGGACUCAUCGGACUCCGACUCGGGUUCAGAUGGAGGAGCAAAACCAAGCAACUACCGACGACGACGACGGAAUCGGCACCAUCAUAAUCAUGACCUCCCCCAUGACGAAGACUGCAACCACGGACACCAUGGCGGGGACCAGCUGACUCAUGGUGGCCCAAGCUCCCAGGCCGUAGUCCACGAACUUGCCGUCGAUCCGGAGCCGAAUGCAUACGAGAGAGGUCCUUCCGCGGGCAAAGGGAAGAUGAAGGCUCAUGCCGACCACGAUUAGCAAGAAAUUUGCGUUUCCUUAUAUGUAUCAGUACCAUGCAGUCCGCACAUGUUGCCGACAGGGCCACGUCGCCCUUCUCGGGGCAGACGACAUGAAAGAUCUUACAAGUGGAAGGCAUCAGCCCAGCGGUUUCGGUAAACAUCGAUGCCGUCCACCAGUAUGCAGUGCCGAGGACUUCGACGACCGACCCACGACGACCUCGUUCGUGACGACGCAGAUUUAUGAACGGAGCCAUAUUUUCUGUGUGGAUUACGAGGCUGCUUGUACGCAAACGUGGAAGUGCGGGACAC
Molecule: messenger RNA, 861 nt
Organism: Punctularia strigosozonata HHB-11173 SS5
Lineage: Eukaryota; Fungi; Basidiomycota; Agaricomycetes; Corticiales; Punctulariaceae
Exons: 3
Coding region: 8-571 (187 amino acids)
Cellular component (GO): nucleus
Molecular function (GO): protein phosphatase 1 binding; protein serine/threonine phosphatase inhibitor activity
Source: RefSeq, a predicted model, not a curated record